AUCGACCCAACUCUUCCACACGUGCGAGUCACUGCGUUGCGGAUCUCUGCAUUUUUCGCUGACUCAAGACAAGAUCUACGAACACCACACUUCCUUCCCCGAGUGGUAAAAACUCAUAACAAACUCGAUCACCCUGACGAAGAGUCCUCACUCGUUCUUCCGAGAUGGCUUUCAUGGCGGUCUUGGAAUCUGACCUCCGCGCUCUCUCCGCCGAAGCUCGACGUCGCUAUCCCGCUGUUAAAGACGGUGCAGAGCAUGCUAUUCUCAAGCUUCGUACAUUAUCAAGUCCUAGUGAAAUUGCGCAUAAUGACGACAUAUUACGAAUCUUUUUGAUGGCAUGUGAGGUUCGAACCGUCAAGCUUAGCAUUAUUGGACUCUCUUGUCUUCAGAAACUGAUAUCUCAUGAUGCCAUUUCUCCAUCUGCUACGAGGGAGAUUUUAUCGACAUUGAAAGACCAUGCUGAAAUGGCGGAUGAGGGUGUUCAGCUGAAGACCCUUCAAACAAUAUCAAUAAUUUUUCAGUCACGUUUACACCCUGAAAACGAGGAUACUAUGUCUCAAGCUCUUGGCAUCUGUCUCAGGCUUCUUGAAAACAGUCGAUCUUCUGACAGUGUGCGAAAUACUGCUGCAGCUACCUUCAGGCAAGCAGUUGCCUUGGUUUUCGACCAAGUAGUUUUGGCUGAGUCUCUUCCUGCCGGAAAAUUUGGUUAUGGAGGGCAGCUCUCACGGACUAAUUCAGUUACUGGUGAUGUUAACCGAAGCAUCAAUUUGUCUGACUCAUUAGAUCAUGAAUCUACAUUUGGAGGGCCUCAUGUGAUGAGGGAGACGUUGACUGAAACUGGGAAACUUGGGCUGCGUUUGCUUGAAGACCUGACAUCUCUUGCUGCAGGUGGAUCUGCAAUUUGGCUGCGCGUAAACAUUGUUCAGAGGACGUUUGCACUUGAUAUUCUUGAGUUCAUUUUGUCCAAUUAUGUGGCUGUUUUCAGAACCUUGAUACCCUACGAACAGGCUUUACGACGGCAGAUAUGUUCAAUUCUCAUGACUUCUCUUCGUACUAAUGCUGAGCUUGAAGGAGAAGCUGGUGAACCUAGCUUUCGUCGUUUGGUCUUGCGUUCAGUUGCUCAUAUUAUAAGGCUUUAUAGUUCUUCCCUUAUCACCGAGUGUGAGGUUUUUCUCAGUAUGUUACUGAAGGCUACUUUUCUUGAUUUGCCAUUAUGGCAUCGUAUUCUUGUUCUUGAGAUUUUGAGGGGAUUCUGCGUUGAGGCCCGGACAUUGCGGAUUCUUUUCCAUAAUUUUGAUAUGCACCCUAAGAACACAAAUGUUGUGGAGGGAAUGGUCAAAGCUCUUGCUAGGGUUGUUUCAAAUGUACAGUUUCAAGAAUCAAGUGAGGAGAGCCUGGCAGCUGUUGCAGGAAUGUUUAGUAGCAAAGCCAAAGGGGUUGAAUGGAGUCUAGAUAAUGAUGCAUCCAAUUCUGCAGUCUUAGUUGCCAGUGAAGCACAUGCCAUAACUUUGGCAGUUGAAGGACUCUUAGGAGUCGUUUUCACUGUUGCGACUUUAACAGAUGAAGCCAUAGAUGUUGGAGAGCUGGAGUCCCCUAGAUGUGAUAAUAAUCCACCUGUGAAAUGGGCUGGUAAAACUGCAGUUCUCUGCCUCUCAAUGGUUGACUCGCUGUGGUUGACGAUACUGGAUGCAUUAUCCCUUAUUCUAUCAAGGUCACAAGGAGAGGCCAUUGUAUUGGAAAUAUUGAAGGGAUAUCAAGCAUUCACUCAGGCUUGUGGGAUUCUUCGAACUGUAGAGCCUUUAAACUCAUUUCUUGCCUCCCUAUGCAAAUUUACCAUCAACUUUCCCGUUGAAACUGAAAAAAAGAGCAGUGCUUUGCCGUCUCCUGUAUCAAAACGGUCAGAACUAUCAGUUGACCAGAGGGAUAGCAUUGUGCUUACGCCCAAGAAUGUACAGGCCCUGAGGACUCUCUUCAACAUUGCUCAUCGAUUGCAUAAUGUUUUGGGUCCAUCCUGGGUUUUGGUUUUGGAAACUUUAGCAGCUUUAGAUCGAGCAAUUCAUUCCCCACACGCUACUACUCAGGAAGUUUCUACUCCUGUCCCAAAGUUCGCAAGGGAGUUAUCAACUCAGUACAGUGACUUCAAUAUACUCUCUUCUUUGAACUCUCAGCUCUUUGAGAGCUCUGCUUUGAUGCAUAUAUCUGCUGUAAAAUCCCUCCUCUCUGCAUUAUGUCAACUUUCUCAUCAAUGCAUGUCGGGUACUUCAAGUGGUGUGGGACCAACAACAAGUCAAAAACUCGGAAGUAUCAGCUUUUCAGUGGAGAGAAUGAUAUCCAUCCUUGUGAAUAAUGUUCACAGGGUUGAGCCGUUUUGGGAUCAAGUUGUUGGUCACUUUCUUGAGCUUGCUGAUAAUCCUAAUCCACAUUUGAAAAAUAUGGCACUUGAUGCGCUUGAUCAAUCUAUUUCUGCAGUAUUAGGUUCCGAUCAAUUCCAAAACUACAAACAAUUCAAGUCUCUAAAAACAUCUCAGGAAGUGAGACCUUCUACCAUUUUUAUAACCAGAACCCCAUAUUUUAUAUAUGGAGGAUUUUUAAUGUGUCCGAAUGAUAUGCAGAUGGAAGCCAGUCUCGAUAGGAUGAUGUCUCUUGAAUGUUCUGUCAUAUCUCCUCUAAAGGUUCUUUAUUUUUCUACCCAAAGUGUAGAUGUUCGUCUUGGAUCUUUGAAAAUUCUUUUGCAUGUCUUAGAGAGAUAUGGAGAAAAACUUCAUUACAGCUGGCCGAAUAUACUUGAAAUGUUGAGGUAUGUAGCAGAUGUUCCAGAGAAGGAUCUUGUUACUCUUGGUUUCCAGAACCUACGAGUGAUAAUGAACGAUGGACUGUCCGCCUUACCUAGAGACUGCCUUCAAGUGUGUGUUGAUGUGACAGGAGCAUACAGUGCUCAAAAGACGGAGUUGAACAUAAGCUUGACAGCAGUUGGACUUCUGUGGACUAUGACUGAUUUCAUUGCAAAGGGCCUUCUCAAUGAAUCUUUUGAAGAAAAGGAAACAGGUGUUGGUUCCAUAGUCAAACAGAUAGACAGCGAAAAGAUGGAGGAUCAAGCACAUAGUGUUCCUAAUAAUGCGAGAGACCGACCUUAUGUAGAUGGUGUUGAUUAUGAGAAGCUUUUAUUCUCUGUUUUUUCAUUACUUCAAAACCUUGGGGCAGAUGAGAGACCAGAGGUGAGGAAUUCUGCUGUUAGGACACUUUUCCAAACAUUAGGAACGCAUGGGCAAAAGCUUUCAAAGAGAAUGUGGGAAGAUUGUCUUUGGAAUUAUGUAUUUCCUACAUUAGAUCGUGCUUCUUACAUGGUUGCUACUUCAUCAAAAGACGAAUGGCAAGGGAAAGAACUUGGAACUCGAGGAGGAAAAGCGGUUCACAUGCUCAUACAUCAUAGCCGUAACACUGCUCAGAAGCAGUGGGAUGAAACCCUUGUGCUUGUUCUUGGUGGAAUAGCACGCAUAUUGCGAUUGUUCUUUCCUUUUUUUACAAGCUUAAGUAACUUUUGGUCUGGCUGGGAAUCAUUGAUUCAAUUUGUGGAAAAUAGUAUUUUAAAUGGUAGCAAAGAAGUGGCACUUGCUGCAAUUAGUUGUUUGCAGACAAAUGUUAACUCCCAUUCCUUGAAGGGAAAUAUGCCGAUGCGUUACCUGAUUUCAGUGAUUGAUGUUUACGAGCAUGUUCUGAAAAAGCCACCCAGUUACAGCGACAAGGUGAAGCAGGAGAUUCUGCAUGGUCUUGGAGAGAUUUAUGUCCAGGCUCAAGGAUCAUUCAAUGAUGUCAUAUACACACAGUUGGUAGCAAUCAUAGAUUUGGUUGUGAAGCAAGCCAUGAUAACAAAUGAUAACUUUGAAAUGGAAUUUGGUAAUAUCCCACCUGUGCUACGGACUAUACUGGAAAUCUUACCGCUGUUAGGUCCGGCUGAACACAUUUCUUCCAUGUGGCCUGUUCUUCUUCGAGAGUUUCUGCAGUAUCUUCCUAGACAGAAUACCCAUUUCAAGAAUGAGGACGGAAAAAUAGAUCAAGCAAGAGAUUCUCCAGUGAACUAUGAAACUCCUAAUGGCACUAUUCCAAUAUCACAUGAUAAAGUAUCUGCGUCUCCUGGUUCUGAGUCAACUGCUGCUAUAAAUGCAGGCAUUCCUAGUUAUAUAUUUGCAGAAAAGCUAGUUCCUGUGAUUGUAGAUCUAUUCCUACAGGCACCCACAGCUGAAAAGUAUAUUGUAUACCCUGAAGUUAUUCAAAGCCUGGGAAGAUGUAUGACAACAAGACGAGACAAUCCAGAUAGUGCACUUUGGAGGUUAGCAGUUGAAGCAUUCGAUCGUGUACUUGUUGACCAUGUUACCAAAUCAACAGAUGGUGCUCAACAUUUGGGCAUUACUAAACCUGUCAGAACACGUAUAUGGAAAGAAAUUGCUGAUGUUUAUGAAAUAUUCCUUGUUGGAUACUGUGGACGAGCUCUUUCUUCAAAUUCGCUCUCGGUGGUGGCAUUAGAGGCUGAUGAGUCUCUUGAGAUGACUAUCUUAAAUACUCUUGGUGACAUUGUCCUCAAGUUGCCAAUUGACACCCCUCUGGAUGUUGUUGAGCGGCUGAUCUCCACAUUGGACCGUUGUGCAUCACGUACAUGCUCAUUACCUGUUGAGACUGUAGAGCUGAUGCCUCCACACUGCAGCAGAUUUUCCUUGACUUGUUUACAGAAGUUAUUUUCUUUGAGCAGUUAUUCUAAUGAAGUCAAUUGGAAUAUGACGAGAUCUGAAGUCAGCAAAAUCUCAAUUAUGGUGCUUAUGAACAGAUGUGAAUACAUUUUGAGCAGGUUUCUGACAGAUGAAAAUAUCUUAGGGGAGUAUCCAUUACCGAAAGCAAGACUUGAAGAAAUUAUUUAUGUCCUCCAAGAACUAGCACAGCUUCUAAUUCAUCCAGAUGUAGCAUCCAUUCUCCCCUUACACUCAUGCUUGAAAACUGACCUAGGAGAGGACAAGGCGAAGCGUGGGAAUCGUUUUCAUCUGUUUGUGCUAUUACCAUCUUUUUGUGAGCUUGUUACAUCGAGAGAAUUAAGAAUACGGGAGCUGGUGCAAGUACUGCUUCGGUUUGUCAGCAAGGAAUUGUGUCUGGAAAAGCUCAGCUUAGCAUGUGGAAAAUAGACAGCCAGAUAAGCCCACUAUCGAAGUCGAUUACUUCAACUUUUUAAGCUUAUGGAAAGCUUAGGUUUUUUACCCCCCUUCAUCUUCUUGGCUGGGACUGUAUAUUAUUUUGUAGACUAGAUUACUAGAUUAGAAUCACCUAGAGGUUUCCCGGUCUACUCAUGCCAUAUUGCCGUCAGAAAUUAUGGUCAACUGUUUCUCAGUUCCAUCAAGUGUGUGCCCAUAAUUAGUUUACCUGAAGUUGUUACAUGGAUCAAAGUUUUCCAUACACUCCAUUGCUUCCAGCGCAAACACAGCUUAUUUGGGGCCAGAACCAUAAGUUGGAAAAACCAGUUGUGCAGGUGACUGGAAUAUAUGUGGUUAAACACCCGGGUGAUAUAUAGACAGGAACAGAGAGUGGAAUGGAAAAAACCUAUUAAAAUGAUCCUAGUGAGCUGAUCCAUAUUCCCUUGCUUGCCAAUUUUGUUGUAUCCAAUCACACUGUGAAGUAUGAAGGGCUUUAUUUUUCAGAAAAUAACUUAAGACAGGGCUUUCUCUCUUGUUGUUUUUAUAUAUAUACUAACAGCUCUUCUACUUGCAAUGGUCAAAGAUAUGUAAAAAGUUGGUUUGGUUUUAGACUGACCAACGGACUGACAUUACAUUACCGAACUCUUGAAUUACAAGAUAAUCUGGUGAGGAAUAGUUUGAAACUUUGAAUCCCAUCCCACCCUUAACUGCAGUUAUUGAGAAAAUUCUUGUAGCAUGGCUAUAUUGUAUGUACAGCUCAAAUUCAUUGUAUUGAUGGAUUUUUUUUUAAUCUAAAAUUAUGAUGGUUAGCUGUUGGA
This is a messenger RNA of Medicago truncatula (barrel medic), 5992 nucleotides long. Its product is annotated as protein MON2 homolog. The record is from RefSeq and is a predicted model, not a curated record. The transcript has 43 exons. NCBI's taxonomy places the organism in Eukaryota, Viridiplantae, Streptophyta, Magnoliopsida, Fabales, Fabaceae. Bases 165 to 5168 code for a protein of 1667 amino acids.